AUGCCGAAAGGUAUGCCAAUUUCGGCAUAUGACUUGAGACUUGAAAAGAACGAUAUUGCAAAGGUUCCACAUGGUUACUUUGACAACCUAACAGAAUUAACAUACUUGAAAAUAAACAACAACAAAAUAGCUGUGCUACCAGAGGGACUAUUUGACAACGCAAUAAACCUAGUAGAAGUAAACUUCAACUACAACCUCCUUACAGAAAUACCAGAUGGACUGUUUAGUAAUAUGCCAAAACUAAAUUGGUUAUAUGUUGAAGGAAAUCCAUUAGACUGUAGUUGCCCAGUAGAGAAGUUCCGAACAUGGCUAUUAUCUUUAGAUCAAUCCAUCACUGUUGAUGCUGAGUGUGAUAAUGGAGAUAAAGUAGUCGAUAUACCAGGGGCUUCGUUCGAUGUCUGUAUUGUGACUACGACUUCUACAACAACUACUACGACAACAACGACAACGACGACACUCCCUCCUCCAACGACGACGACAACAACAACCACUACAACAACAACACCGAUACCAACAACAGAAGGUAAGAUAAUAGUAUGUAGUGGUACAUCAACAACAACAACAACAGAAAGAGAGAUAAUAGUAGGUAGUGGUACAUCAACAGCAACAACAACAGAAGGUAAGAUAAUAGUAGGUAGUGGUACAUCAACAACAACAACAACAGAAGGUAAGAUAAUAGUAGGUAGUGGUACAACAACAACAACAACAAUAAAACCCACAACAGAAGUUAUGAAAAUAAGAUGUACUGUUACAAAAACACCAAUACCAACAACAGGUGGUUAG
Messenger RNA from Mytilus trossulus (common blue mussel), 783 nucleotides. RefSeq names its product integumentary mucin C.1-like. The coding region runs from base 1 to 783 and encodes 260 amino acids. The transcript is spliced from 6 exons. The record is from RefSeq and is a predicted model, not a curated record. Gene Ontology annotation, molecular function: protein binding. NCBI's taxonomy places the organism in Eukaryota, Metazoa, Mollusca, Bivalvia, Mytilida, Mytilidae.